CCCCGGAACUCAUCCCCCUGCAGUCACUAAGGUGCUUAGAGUUUCCGGUCUCUAACUGGGUGCAGAAUACCUCCACCCCAUCCCCUCGUGAUGGUCAGAGGACAACUUGCACAAGUCUGGUCUCUUUCACCAAGCUGAUCCCCGGGAUAGAACUCAGAUUGUCAAGUUUGGCGGCAAGCGCCUUCUGCGCUGCCUUUCAUGGACGUGAAAUCGGAGCGCGCACAUAGCUUCUUAGCUUCUCUAAAAAUACGGAAUGGGCACAAGGAAAAGAUGAGGCUCGAACCUUCGUUGCGAUAUAUAUAUAUCCUGCAUUUUUUUCCACUAUUGAGUCAGAUACCUGUUGCUCUAGGAACCGAAAUUUUUGCUCUGUGUUUCUGCGGGACACUCUGGCACUGUACACACGUCGUUUCCCUUAGAUCAGCCAAUAGGAAUCAAGGUCUAUAGAGAGAGGGCGGGACCUCCUAAUAGGUGAUCCAAUUGUAGUUGAGAGUCGUACCGCCAGUCACGCCGCAAAGGGGCAGAACUUCUAGAACUUAAAGCGGUGCAAGUGUGUCGGCCAAGGUGCUUGCAAAUUGGAAAUCCAUGUGGCGUGGGCUGAGCGCCCUGGCGACCCAGGCGGCGUGGGCGCCCCUCAGGCUGUGCGCACGCUGCAGCACCGGUGCAGAAUCCUUGGUCCCCAGGAGCACCAUCUUCGCGCUCAGCUCCGGCCAGGGACGCUGCGCCAUCGCAGUGAUCCGCACCAGCGGCCCAGCUAGCGGACUCGCGCUCCGCAGCCUCACGGCGCUCCGCGAGCCGCCUCCCGCCCGCAAAGCCUGCCUGCGCCUUCUUCGCCACCCGUGCUCCGGGGAGCCACUGGACCGCUCCCUCAUCCUCUGGUUCCCAGGCCCCCACAGUUUCACGGGUGAGGAUUGCGUGGAGUUGCACGUACAUGGAGGUCCUGCGGUGGUUAGCGGCGUCCUGCAGGCAUUGGGUAGUGUUCCAGGUCUGAGGCCAGCGGAGGCCGGGGAGUUCACCAGGAGGGCAUUUGCCAACGGCAAGCUGAGUCUGCCUGAAGUGGAGGGACUGGCAGAUCUGAUCCAUGCAGAAACCGAGGCCCAGCGCCGACAGGCCCUGAGGCAGCUGGAUGGGGAACUGAGCCAGCUGUGCCAGGGCUGGGCGAAGGCCCUCACCAAGGCUCUGGCCCAUGUGGAGGCUUACAUCGACUUCGGAGAGGAUGAUAAUUUGGAAGAGGGUGUGCUGGAACAGGCCGACAGAGAUGUGCGAGGCGUGGAGGCGGCGCUGGGUUCCCACCUGCGAGAUGCUAGGCGUGGACAGAGGCUCCGCUCCGGGGCAAACGUUGUGGUCACUGGUCCACCCAAUGCGGGCAAGAGCAGUCUGGUGAAUCUGCUCAGCCAGAAGCCAGUGUCCAUCGUAUCCUCAGAGCCGGGGACCACCCGAGACGUGCUCGAGACUCCCGUGGACCUGGCUGGGUUCCCUGUCUUGCUGAGCGACACCGCGGGGCUUCGAGAAGGCGUGGGCGCUGUCGAGCAGGAGGGUGUGCGCAGGGCCCACCAGAGGCUGGAGCAGGCCGACAUCAUCCUGGGGGUGCUGGACGCCUCCGACCUGGCCUCCGCCUCCAGCCGCAGCUUCCUGGACACUGUGGUGGCCCCACUGGUAGCACAAAGCCACAACAGUGGUGGGCAGCGCCUCCUACUGCUGCUCAACAAGUCUGAUCUGCUGUCUGCUAAUGCCCCGGCCUGCGACACAGCCCUGCCUCCUCACCUGCUCAUGUCCUGCCACAGCGGAGCUGGGAUGGACCACCUCCUGCAGGCCCUGAAGACUGAGCUGGCUGUGGUGUGUGGGGACCCAACCACCGGACCACCGCUCUUGACCCGGGCUAGGCACCAGUACCACCUCCAGGGCUGCCUGGAUGCCCUGGGCCACUACCAGCUGGCCACAGACCUGGCUCUAGCGGCCGAGGCCCUGCGCCAGGCUCGGAGACAACUAAACCACCUCACAGGUGGAGGGGGAACCGAGGAGAUCCUGGAUCUCAUCUUCCAGGACUUCUGUGUGGGCAAGUGAAGUCCAGAGCCUGGGACUCAGCCUCAGAGCGCCCACAAAGUCGUUAUCCAUGAUGGCAGACCGAACGGAGGGUAGGAGAGCACUGGGGGUCUGCAGCCUUCCACGGCAAGGAGAGAGAGGCCAGGGAUCCAAGUUGGAGCCUCGCCUGAUGUCAGGAUUAAGGCCCGCAUCACCUUGCCAAGUGUCUGUAAGAUGUAGUGCUGGAGGUGAAACCUGUGUGUGUUGUGUGCUGAGCCACACCCUCUGCCCAUGGGGGGUGGAGGGGGAUUCUGGGCAGAGGCUCCACCCCUGAGCCACACCCUCUGCCCCUUACUGGCUGGUUCUAGUCAGGGGUUCCACCCCUAAGCCACCCCCCCUAGCUUCGUAUUUUUUUUUGUUUUAAUUACCAAAGGAGAAUGAAGAGUUCGAGUAAUCCAGAAAUGACCCAGAAAUAUGUGUUCACAAGGAUCAGUCAGCCUUACCUUCCGGAACUUUGCUGAUGCAUUUUCAUUUAUGGCGUAGUUUGCCAAUUAAACACAUUUAUUUAUUUUUCCUUCUAUAGUA
Apodemus sylvaticus (European woodmouse) is the source of this 2604-nucleotide messenger RNA. RefSeq names its product GTP binding protein 3, mitochondrial (gene Gtpbp3). The transcript is spliced from 9 exons. The coding region runs from base 583 to 2061 and encodes 492 amino acids. Gene Ontology annotation, molecular function: GTP binding; GTPase activity; protein binding. The record is from RefSeq and is a predicted model, not a curated record. Gene Ontology annotation, cellular component: mitochondrion; cytoplasm. NCBI's taxonomy places the organism in Eukaryota, Metazoa, Chordata, Mammalia, Rodentia, Muridae. Gene Ontology annotation, biological process: tRNA methylation; tRNA wobble uridine modification.